Schistocerca gregaria is the source of this 2464-nucleotide messenger RNA. RefSeq names its product alpha-tocopherol transfer protein-like. The record is from RefSeq and is a predicted model, not a curated record. Gene Ontology annotation, molecular function: phosphatidylinositol bisphosphate binding. Bases 1302 to 2162 code for a protein of 286 amino acids. Gene Ontology annotation, cellular component: membrane. Lineage: Eukaryota; Metazoa; Arthropoda; Insecta; Orthoptera; Acrididae. The transcript is spliced from 7 exons.
GGUUGGGUUCAUGUGGAGGGCUAAUCUACAUACUGCUUCUUAUGUGUGCAUUAUAGUGUACCGUACAGUUAGAAAAACCUAAGUAUAAACUCCUGAACCAUCCCAACAAAAAGAAACGGAGAAUUCCAAUAAUUAUCAGAACCACAUGAAGAGAUAAGUGACUUGAGUAAUCAGAAAUUAGUGAAAGGAAGAAAGAAUACAAAAUGGGUGAAAAGGAUUAAAGAGUACAAUUUAAUAAAGCAAAGUUUCAUUCCAGUUAUAUUUAUAUGAGUAGAUAUCUUUUUUUUAUUUCUAGCUUUCAUAAUGACAUUCAAAAAUUCUUUUAAAAAUCUUAUCAGUGGUUUUUAAGCCAACAAGCAAUACAGAAACUAGGAAGUAAAAUCUAAAAAUUAUGAUAACAAUCACAAGAAGUAACUUCCUUUUGUGUUUUACAUGUAAAAAGUAAUGAGUGUUGAUUCGCAAGCAACUUGUAUGCACUUAUACAAUAUGUUUUGUUACUUAUGUGCCUUUUGAAAGUAACUUAGUUUAAUACUGAAUGGCAGAUUAAUCAUAAACUGGCCUGACUUGCUGCAGUGUAAAAAUAUUUGUGUCAGUCAAAAACUGACCUGAAAAUUAUCUUUUCUAGCAAAUGUAAGUAAACACUAUCUAUACCAAUAAGAAAAAAGAAAUAGACUGCAGUAGCUUUCUAAACAUUACAAAUGUUUUCAAAUACAUUUCUCUUUAAAUCACCAGUAACCAGUAGGAAUUAAAAAGUAAAAUAUUUUGCUUAUUUUUCCAAAUUUUAUCCACAUUUCAACUUAAAGAAUUUUGUGAAGUUCUGAGAUUAAUAAUAUAUGGAUGUUGGAAGUUCAAUAAUAUAUGGAUGUUGGAAGUUCCAAAUAUCUUACUCAGAUAUCACUUAACAUUCAUAAAUUCAAAUACCACAAUUUAAAUCCCUUUCUAAUGCAGAUUAGGUUGAAUAGCCAUUAAUUUAUAUCAGAAAGCAUUACACAUUCUCUCUCUCUGUCUGUCUCUUUUUCUCUCACUUUCUCUUACCUGAAUGAAGCUUAGCAAGGACAAGUGUACCCAUGAAAUAGUAGUUUUACUCAAUGACCUGGAGGCAAAGUAUUAAAGGGCAGCUAAGCUUACAAUCUUGAGAGGUGUGAAUCUUAUCUCUUGCACCAAGUGAAGAGUGGACUCUGCUUAGCAGGUGAGCCUGUGGCUGCAGUCCUGCUUCAGCUGUGCACAAAGAAGGAGCUCUGACAGGUGCACUUCUGGCAAACUUUUUAUAACAGUUUCACAGUAAAAUCAAUAAAACCAAGAUGAGUGGAGUUAAAAAAGAGGAUGUGGAAGCACUUCGGGAAUGGCUGAAGAAGCAGCCACACCUUCCAUCUCUUCCAGAUGAUCAACUGGUGCUUUUCCUGCACAGCUGUUAUUACAGCAUUGAACGUGCAAAGCAAGCACUUGAUGUCUGCUACACAGUAAGGACACAUGCACCUGAAGUUUUUUCAGACAGAGACCCAAAGUUGCCCAAGGUUCAGGCAGCUAUGAAUGUCAUUGAGGCCUGCAAACUGCCACACAAAGAUGAGAAGGGAAACACAGUGAUUUUGACACGUCUCAAGGAUAAUGAUCCCUCAAAAUUUGAUUUCGAUGAAAUUGUAAAGGCAGCUCUGUUGGGUCUUGAAAUAAUAAUAAGGGAUGAGCCCACAGCUGAAGGUUAUGUCUUCCUGUUUGACCAGACUGGGUUUUCUCUUCAACAUAUUGCCAGAAUAUCUGUGAACACAAUCAGGAAAUUUUUUGUAUAUGUUCAGGAAGGCUUUCCACUUAGAAUGAAAGCUGUACAUGUCAUCAACACAACAUCUAUCAUUGACAGGAUCAUGAUGCUUAUCAAACCAUUCCUUAAUAAGGAACUGGCCGCAAUACUGUACUUCCAUAAGGCAGAUAAUGCAGACUUCUACAAGGUGUAUAACAAGGAGUGGAUGCCAAACGAUUAUGGUGGCAAAGAGAAAUCUGUUGCUGAAUUAAGUGGCGAAAUGCGAGAGCUGGUGACUAAGACAGGAGGAAGUUAUGUGGAGGCAGAGUCGAAAUGGAGAGUGGACGAGAGCAAGAGGCAAGGCAAGCUGAAGACGCAGGGAGACCUCUUCGGUGCAGAAGGCUCCUUCAAGAAGUUGUCCAUCGACUGAGAAGUCUGCGGGUGCAGAGAAUGAGUCAGCAGCCAGUGAGCUCCUGUCCAGACUUCGCAAGAUGCGUGCACUCUUUUUAUACAACAGGAGCAAGAAAAGCUUGCAGACUGUAUUCAGAAAUGGGACUGAUAUGUCCCAUUUAUAUAAAAAAGGGAAAACAUCUACGAUAUUCACUAUGCAGUCUACAUUCACUGUUCGUUCAACUGACAGUAGUGUAAAUGAAGAUGCGACACUCUCUGUUUGUAAAGAUUACCAUGUAAAAGAGCUACCAUGAUACUACAAUACAUAACAUAUACCUGAAA